GCUAAUUACAUUUCAGCCGGAUAGAGUCACUGAUAAUUUAAUAUGAGAGUAAAAUAAAACAUAUUUUGUGACAAAAUGCCUUGCGGAUAUGCGUUAGGCUCAGUUGUUCAUUGUUGCGUGAGUCAUCUUAGCAUCAGUGGAGUCACGUCCCUCACGUAGCGGCUGAUUGAAUCGGAAGUGAUCUGUGUGUGAACGUGUCUUUACAGUGACGUGCAGUUCACUUGAAUUACGUCCCAGUACUGUACAGAAACAUCGUAACGAGCGAGGAGCUGCGUGAAGAUAAGAGAAAGCUCUCAGUGAACAGACCCGUUUAUGCCGAAUUAACUUCACUAACAAACAACAAUGAAAUCCUUCUUCAUUCUGUUGGCGCUUUUACUCUCCAGCGUCCACGUGACGAGAGCAGGAUCCGCUGCACACAGGUGCUUCUGCCAGGUCACUGGGACUCUUGAUGAUUGUGCUUGUGAUGUUGAGACCAUCGACAUGUUCAACAACAAAGAAAUCUUUCCCAAACUACAAAAGCUACUAGCAUCUGAUUAUUUCCGGUUUUAUAAGGUCAAUCUGAACAACCCCUGCCCGUUCUGGACAGACCACAGUCAGUGUGGACUCAAAUACUGUGCUGUGAAACCGUGCACAGACGGUGAAGUACCAGAAGGCCUUAAAUCCAGCAGUUAUAAGUAUUCAGAAGCAGCCAGUCAGGAUAUAGAGGAGUGUGAGAAGGCAGAGAAACUCGGAGCUGUAAAUGGUUCUCUAAGUGAUGAGACACGUCAGGCUCUUCAGGAGUGGAAGAAACACGAUGAUGAAUCGGACCGUUUCUGCAUGUUGGAUGAUGAGGACUCGCCUAAAUCACAGUAUGUUGACCUCCUGCUCAAUCCUGAGCGUUUCACCGGCUAUAAAGGACUGGAGGCCUGGCGGAUCUGGAACAGCAUAUAUGAGGAGAACUGCUUCAAACCGUAUUCAGUUAAACGACCACUGAAUCCUUUGGCAUCUUACAGUGGUGAGCGUUAGUGCUGCUUCUAUCGCUGGCUAGAAGGCUUGUGUGUGGAGAAGCGAGCGUUCUUCAGGCUGAUCUCAGGACUGCAUGCCAGUAUAAACACUCACCUGAGCGCCAGGUACCUACUAGACGAAAACUGGUUUGAAAUGAAGUGGGGUCACAACGUCUCCGAGUUCCAGUUGAGGUUUGACGAGGAGCUGACAAAAGGGGAGGGGCCAAAGAGAUUACGCAACCUCUACUUCCUGUACCUCAUUGAGCUGCGUGCUCUCGCAAAAAUACUGCCUUAUUUUGAACGUCCUACCUUUCAUCUGUACACUGGCCAACGCACUCAAGACAACGAGAACAAGAAACUGCUUCUAGAGCUCCUCCAUGUGGCCAAAUCCUUUCCAUUACAUUUUGAUGAGACUGCUCUGUUUGCUGGAAAUAACAAGGAAGCUAUGAAACUGAAAGAAGACUUCAAGCUGACUUUUAAGAACAUCUCGCGCAUCAUGGAUUGUGUUGAGUGUUUUAAAUGCAGACUUUGGGGCAAAUUGCAGACUCAGGGCUUGGGAACUGCACUGAAAAUCCUGUUCUCAGAAAGGCAGAUAGAGGCAAUGCCCAACACAAGCAACACCAAUCCAUCAUUUCAGCUCAGCCGGCAGGAAAUAGUGUCUUUGUUCAAUGCUUUUGGAAGGAUCUCCACAAGUGUCAGAGAGCUGGAGAACUUUCGGUCGCUGUUGUCAAAUCUCAAACAGUGACCGUAAAAAUCCCUCGUUCAGCCACAGUCAAGAAUCUGACAUGCAUAACACAACCGGACAGAUUUGUUUUGGAUU
Molecule: messenger RNA, 1803 nt
Organism: Carassius carassius (crucian carp)
Lineage: Eukaryota; Metazoa; Chordata; Actinopteri; Cypriniformes; Cyprinidae
Gene: ero1a
Product: endoplasmic reticulum oxidoreductase 1 alpha
Exons: 15
Biological process (GO): protein folding in endoplasmic reticulum
Cellular component (GO): endoplasmic reticulum membrane; endoplasmic reticulum
Molecular function (GO): thiol oxidase activity; protein-disulfide reductase activity; FAD binding
Source: RefSeq, a predicted model, not a curated record